This is a messenger RNA of Cygnus olor (mute swan), 5536 nucleotides long. It is a transcript of the gene RPRD1A, whose product is annotated as regulation of nuclear pre-mRNA domain containing 1A. Gene Ontology annotation, biological process: mRNA 3'-end processing. Lineage: Eukaryota; Metazoa; Chordata; Aves; Anseriformes; Anatidae. The coding region runs from base 90 to 1025 and encodes 311 amino acids. Gene Ontology annotation, cellular component: RNA polymerase II, holoenzyme. The record is from RefSeq and is a predicted model, not a curated record. Gene Ontology annotation, molecular function: RNA polymerase II C-terminal domain binding. The transcript has 7 exons.
CCGGCUCCUCCCCCGCUGGGGCGGAGCGGCGGGGCCCGAGGGCGGUGGGGCCGUGCCGGGUGAGGGGUUAGGCGGCGGCGGUGCCCGGCAUGUCGGCGUUCUCGGAGGCGGCGCUGGAGCGGAAGCUGUCGGAGCUGAGCAACUCUCAGCAGAGCGUGCAGACGCUGAGCCUGUGGCUCAUCCACCACCGCAAGCACUCGGCGCUCAUCGUCAGCGUGUGGGAGCGGGAGCUGCGCAAAGCAAAACCAAAUAGGAAGCUGACAUUCCUGUACUUGGCCAAUGAUGUCAUACAGAACAGCAAAAGGAAAGGACCAGAAUUUACAAAAGACUUUGCUCCAGUAAUAGUGGAGGCUUUUAAGCAUGUUUCAAGUGAGUCUGAUGAAAGUUGUAAAAAGCACCUUGGCCGAGUGCUCUCUAUCUGGGAAGAAAGGUCUGUUUAUGAAAACGAUGUAUUAGAACAACUUAGGCAAGCUUUGUAUGGAGACAGAAAGGUGAGGAAGCGUACGUAUGAACAGAUAAAAGUUGAUGAAAAUAACUGUUCACCUCGAAGUUCUCCCACUGACCCUCCACAGACCACAGAUCUCAUUAGAGCGUUACAAGAACUAGAAAAUGCUGCCUCUGGGGAUGCAGCAGUUCAUCAGAGAAUAGCCUCUUUGCCUCUAGAGGUCCAAGAUGUGUCCCUAUUAGACAGGAUAACAGAUAAGGAAUCUGGAGAGCAACUUUCCAAAAUGGUAGAUGAUGCAUGUAUGUUGCUGGCGGAUUACAAUGGCAGGUUGGCAGCUGAAAUAGAUGAUAGAAAACAGCUAACUCGAAUGUUGUCAGACUUCCUGCGAUGUCAAAAAGAAUUCCUUGCAGAGAAAGAACAUAAGCUGGAAGAAUACAAACGCAAGCUCGCCAGAGUGUCCCAAGUGCGGAAAGAACUCAGGUCACGCAUCCAGAACCUGCCUGAUCUCUCUCGACUUCCCAAUGUCACGGGCAGCCAUGUACACCUACCGUUUGCAGGAGACAUCUACAGUGAUGAUUGAUUAGAAGAACACCCUUCCAUAACCUCUACUUUUCUGUGAAAUGAGGGGUAGGUCAGACUGAUUGGUACUCUUGUAGUAUUAUUUUUGUAUAUUGUUGGAGAGUGUCAGUAAAAUACUCUAAUAAUUUAUAAAAAAAAAAAAAUGGUUAAAAAGUUGAUUUGUUUACUAUUUUAUUGGUGAGUGAACAUAAGGGUACAUUUAUAAAAAGUGUCUGCAUCUAAUACAUUAAAGAAUGGGUAGUUAUCUUUUGUACAGAUUUUGGUUGGGUGCACUGUAAAAAACAAGAUUUUUCCUAUGUACCCUAUAUUUAAUGUAGAUCAACAUGUAAUCAAAGUAUACUUCUAACUUGAGACAUUUCAGUUGCUAGUGAGGGAGUGAAACAUAGAAAUCACAAGUUUAUGUUUGCAAGAAAGUUAAGACUAUUUAAUGCAAAGUUAAAAGUAAUCCUGCUGUCCAUUACAUUUAAAAUACCCAAUGUCAAAGCAAGUCAGGUGGUUUAUUUUGAAGUAAAUGUUAGAAACCGAUUUUGUAUUGGAAAACAUAAAUCAUGUUACACUGAGUACAUCUUUGAAUGACUCAAAAUGUUGCAAUAUGUUAGUAUAAUUUAAAAGUCAGUGUAAGAAACUAUACAAUUGACCACUUUAAUUAGGCUUCAAAAUUGGAACUUUUCUUCUUACAGCUGCUUAGUUUCUAAAUUGAGGGACUAUUCAUUUGUAUUCUAAUCCUUUUCUGGAACAGCCAUCUCCAUCUAAAAAGGUUAAUCCCAGAAAUGCAAAGCCAUUUUACAGCUUUAAUUAAAUUGAAAGGUCAUUCUCUAAACGAUCCCAAUUGUUAAAUGUCCAUUACUAAAUCCGACAACCCGAUAUACAAUCUAUACAUGCGAGUAGCAUGGUUCAGCCAGAUUGUAAACUGUAUAGAAGCUUUGAGUCAAGCCACCCCCCUCCACUGAGAAACCCCAGAGGCCAGUAUAGGCUUCCAGCCCCCUAGCUCCAGGAAACAUUUCUAGAUCUUGAUGCUCUUUUCUCACAAGGAAAGGAGGAGACAGUUCAGGACUGUGUAUAAGUUAAACCAUGGAAAAUUAUUGCUGAGUGUUUUUUUUGUUUUUUUUUAACAACACUUUGCAUGGCACGAAUGUGAUAUUUGUUUAAAGGUAGCCAAACCUGUGAAAAUUCCUUGUUUCUACUAUGCACCAGCUUUUAAUUUCACUUGAAAACCUAAAGGUAUAGACAGGCACCUAGAGGAUUGCCAGAAAGUUGAGGCUUUUCAGUCAAUUGGAAUUAGGCACUCAGUUGUUGAGGGGCGAUUAAAAAAUGUCUACCUGUACCCUUUGGCAUUUAGAUGACCUUAAAAACCUAGUCGGCAAGUGUUUUGAGUUGGAUGGAUCAUCUGAGUAUUUAAUGAUAGCAUUUUGUUCAUGGGUUUGCACUUGUCAGACGUUGUUUUGCAUCAGUUAAGUUCAGAGGUUACGGGUCUAACACUCCUUUUCAUGUGAAAGCAAACUUUUAAAAAUAAUUUAUACUUGUUUUCAAAAACAAGUAUAGAUUCAGAAUAGUUCUGGAGUGAAAUUGUUGAAGCUAGAUAGUAAUUUGUCACUUGUGUUUGACUUCUACAGGGGCAAUCCCUAGAAUACUUGCUGUAUUCUAUGUGAAGAAAACUGUCUCUAAAAUAGUUACACUUACAUGUAAGCAUCCCAGUCCAAUUAGCUUUUCCCACAGAAGACAUGAAUUAGACCUCAGUUAAGUAGAGGAAAAAAAAAAAGUACAAGCUUUGACCUAGCAUUCCAUAGUAUGCAAUGUAGAAUAUUAAUGUCAUCAAAAAUUCUGACUGACAGGUAGGAAUGCUGAAAAUAGCUUACCUGAGCUCACUGACGGUCUAAAAUUUGUAAGUUAACUAAUUAAUUCAGAGGAGUGUUUCUUUAGUUCAGAUCUAAUAUGUAAAAAUAAAUAACACUUAUUGCCAUCUUUUCUUCUUGCAUUUAUGCUAAGAAAAUGAACAUCCAGAUACAGUUUACAUGUUAAAUAUUUCUGUUCUAAUAUGUUAAAACUCAGCUCGUAAAUUUAGAAAUACAUGUGUGUGCAUUACUGCUGCAGCUAAAGUUCAGCUUUGCUAAAGAACAGCAUCAAAUUAGUUAUAAAUAUUAUAACAGUGCAAUCCAUUAAGAACUAUAAAACAAGAAAGAUAAAUAGUGCAUUUAUUGUUGAAUCCCAUUCAGGGAUUUCUUAAUUUGUUACCAAGAGGUGAUUCUAAGUGCAGUGGCAUGGCUUGCUUAGAGUCCAUUGAAGGAUCUAAGUCAUGGAUACUCAAAACUUUAGGGAAUGUAUUAAGCUUAAAUAGCCUUUUGCUACCUUAAUUAAGAACCAUUUUAAAAAUAAAGUUGAGUGCUGAAUUUCCUUGAUCUCUCAAGAGAAUUAAAAAAGAUGCACUUACUUCACUAGGCUUGUUUUUCCUAUUCAUACCAUUAUCUUUGUCAUAAUAUUGCUUAUCUACAGAUAAUGUAGAACUAAUGAAAGAAUGAGGAAAAAUCUCAACAUUUUCUUGGUGUAUAUAAGUUUUAAUUUUGAGAGAGUGUUAUUUUCUGGAUGUAUUUUUUCUUUAUUUUAUUGUGAUAAUUGUUUACUUCAAGGAGUAUUUCAUAGUUGGGUUUUUGGAAAUUGUCCCUCAAAAUUUGUUUGGAAAAAAGGACUUGCCGAAGGGAAAUGCCACUCUUACAGCAAGUGUUAUAUAUUAGUGGCUGAAUGGUACAUUUUUUUUUUUAUUAUUUCUAUGGAAAAGGCAUCAUGUAUCAACUAGUUAGAAGAUUUAUAUUAUAGCUGUAGUAGUAUAGCAAGAGAUGAUAACAUGGUACGAUACAAACGCAGCCCUGUAGUAUCAAAAGAUACCUCUAAAUUCUCAGGUUCCAAAGCUUAUUGCAUAUACAUCUGACAUCUCAGGAAGAAAAGAGUCUGGGUGGGGAAAGAGUGAGUGCCUGGAAGCUAAAAGGGGGAGAAAAUGUCCGAGUGGAAAUGAGAAGCAAAACAAAUGUCAACGCUUGUCAAAAUAGAAAUCAGAGUGUGAAACUCUGAGCAGCACAGUGAUUACCUGUAGCUGGGAUGAUACAACAGAACUGCUUUGGGGUGUUGCAACACUGGGGAAAUGUGUGUGUGUACCCUGCCCGUCUCUUCUAACAUGGUCUGACUGUACCCAAACCAGAAUGCCCACCUUACAAAAUGCAUAAAUAGUAUCUGAACAUUUUGCAGCUAAUAAUAAAAGCAUAAUAAUCAGAUUAUUUGCUUCGCUGUAUUGCACUUUUAGUGAGCAUUCUUUGAAAAAAAAAAAAAAAAAAAAAGCAAAGACAAUCCUGCAGCUCUUUGCCAUAUGAGAAUGCUUACCUUGGAGGUCACUGGGACUGCUUGUAUACUCUGGGGGUUGUAGGAUCAAUCUGUAUUUUUGCAAAAUGUUUUGAAAACUACCCAGAACAUUACCCCAAUUCUCCAGUUUUAAAAAUAAACGUGAAGCCCUUAGUUACAAAAAUAGUCGUUCUUAGAAAUUGUGUUUCAUUGUUCCUUUUGAAAAUUAAAGUGUACACUGCAGUAACAUUAGUUUUUCUGUCUCACUCAGGUAAUGUUUGUAGUAAUACAUUGAAGCACCUCAGCUAAUCCCUAGGAACACAACCCAGGCUACAUGCUUAAUAUGUAUUUUAUCUGAGUAGUCUUCUGAAUGUCAAACUGAGAGCUUUCAUUAUAAUAAAAUUACAUUCCUCUUUUCCUGAAGUUUAAAAAGACAUUGUUUUAGUAUUUUUGACAGGCUAAUAUUCCUCUCCCGAGCCAGUGGCAGCUCAGUCUGGUAAUUUAGUGAUUACCCAAAAUACAUACUUGGGAUGCAGUAGUUCCCUGCACAGAUGAACAUGGAGAUCACGCAUAGGCUUGAUUGGCCCUCUACACAAGAGCUGGAUUUUGAAACGUGAACAAACUGAUUCCUGGCUUUUCUGCUGUGGAAGGAUUAGUGAAAUUGGAAACCAUCACAUCUGAAACGUGACUGUUACAUUUAUAAAUAUUUAGGGCCAGUUCUGCUUAUUGCUCAUGCAUAUAAUCACACUGAGUAUUCCUACAAGUAAAGAAAGCAGAUUCAAAUGUACUGUCUGGAGUGGAUUUUUUUUUUCAUUUUAAUGAAUGACGAAUUUUGUCUCGGCUCCUAUUUCAGGGUGUCAUUUAUCUUGAUUAAGUAGUAAAUCUCUUCCAUCGUGUUAUUUAGAAACCUAAUUCUGAUUUUAUCUUUACAACAUUUAAAGUAUCCUACUAAGCAUGAUGUUUUUGUGGGAAUUUGCAAAAGUUCAAUAGCACUCUUGUUACUUGUUUGCAACAGAAAUAGACUCAUUUGUUAAAAGCUAACAAGAAAAGUUUGAAAUGUAAAGAUGUUUCAUUAUUGUGCUCUUCUGACCGAUUGUGUAAUCCUUGUGUAAUUUAUGUCCUUAAAAUAAUACCUGUACGUAUGCUCUUUCAUAUUUAAUAGAAUAAAACAUUGUUGUAAAAACA